This is a messenger RNA of Vitrella brassicaformis, 1164 nucleotides long. Lineage: Eukaryota; Vitrellaceae. The record is from the annotation of a GenBank genome assembly.
CUGUUUUACUUUCACACACACGUUGAGUUGAUGUGUGGACAUCUUGACAGGCAGACAAAUGAAGGGUCGCUGGUCCCAGCCACACAUCCACACUCAGACAGAUGCACAUGCACAUGGCGAUGCAUCAGGCAAAACCUGUCUGUCUGUAUGUAUGUAUGUAUGUAUGUCAGUUUGUCUGGCAGUGAGUAGGCGAGUCGGUCUGUACACUCAGAGGGACGCACACAGCAGUCAGACAGACAGACAGACAGACAAACAUGCAUACGCACGUCUACCCACACAUUAAUUCAACCGCCACGUGUCCCCCCUUCUCUGCACACCCAUCCCUCCCUCGCUCUCUGACUCACCCAAGCACUGGCUAGCGCAUCUACCACAGCACACGAGUGCCGGCACCUCUCCGUCGUCUGAAUGAAUGUGCAGUAGCCCACGAGCGGAUGACAUGCAGUGGCGCGUCGGUCGUCCACAGUCACAGGUCGAAGAGGACGUACUGCCCGUUGUUGCCCUGCCGUUUGCCGUACUCCUUCCACAGUAUCGACACCUUGCGGUACACCCACUCCUGCACACACACACACACAGACGCACAAACACACACACGACCGCGCAGCUCAAUAUAGUAUCGCCCAUCAACCCCACCCCGCCCCAUCCAUCCAUCCAUCCAGGUAUCCGCUCAUGUGAUCACUAACCUCCGUCAUGGGCUGCUCUUCUGUUCCGACAAAGAACAUGAGGAAGCCGUCAAGUUUCUCGUCGUCUGUCAGGCCGUUGGCUGGCUCGCUGACGCCCUGUGGCCCUCUCGUCGCGUGGUGCUCCACCAAAGUCUGCAAGAUUCUGUCGGGGCCGAGAGAGCCUCCGUCGACACCGUGUUGUGUGGCCGCCAGCCGCUUGAUGGCCCUAGCGGGGCUGAGGGCAUGACGCCCGGUGCUCAUCAUCUGACGCAACAAUAAGAGAUCGUCAACCGACUGAAUGAGUCGGAUGUAUCUCGCUGGACCAUGCAGAGCUGUGGUGUCCGCAGCAUCUCUCUGUCUGUCUGUCUGUAAUCCAUACGUACGUACCUGGGAAUUGAGCGCGUCCGUCCUCACAUCGCAAACGUCGCAGGUCAGGUUUGAGCACACUUCCAUCAGGAGAUGAUAGUGCACGAUCUCACACACAUCCAUGGGCUAGGGGUGUAGG